AUGGACCAGAAGAUAGUGUUCAGCGAGAAACUAUCAAAGGCAGAUGUUUUGAUUCUCAAGAACCUCGAGGCAGACAUCAAAGAUGUAUCAGCAAGGUCCCCUCCAUCCAAUGGUCACACCAACGGCAAAGCCAAUGGUCACACCACGACCGUCAAUGGCUCAACCCAAGGCCCAGAAGACGGCGUGAUCGGCGAGGAGGAAGCCGCCCGUGAUGAAGCAGCCCUGGCCAUGAUAUCGGGCAUGAACGACCCCAACAGCUCUUAUUUCGAGCCCUCCGUCUUCAACACCUGGGAUCUGAGCACGCUGGGCAAGCUGCCGCCCGUGCUGGACCGGCUGCUCAAGUCCUACGUCGAGUUGGGGAAGUCCAUCGUGCGCGUCGAGACGGACGUCGUCAUGCUCACACACUUGAUCCUGUACUUCACCACCUCGGUGCCCUCGGCCCUGUGGCUCUUCUAUCAUUUCACCUGGGUUCACGGCGUGAUGCAUACCGUCAUGCAGGUGUCAUACACCGGCGCCUACACGCUAAUGAUGCACCAGCACAUUCACGGUCGCGGCGUGCUGAACAAAUCAUACGCCUGGUUUGAUAUGACCUUCCCAUACCUGCUCGACCCUCUCAUGGGCCACACCUGGAACUCGUACUUCUACCAUCACGUGAAGCACCACCACGUCGAGGGUAACGGGCCUGACGACCUAAGCUCCACGAUCCGAUACCAGCGGGACAGCCUCUGGCACUUCCUGCAGUACGUGGGGCGGUUCUACUUCUUCGUCUGGUUCGAGCUGCCCCUCUACUUCCUGAGGAACAACAGGCCAACGUUCGCGCUCAAAGCGGCGUUCUGGGAGUUCAGCAGCUAUGCUCUGCAGUACACCAUGUGGAAGCUAAAUUGGAGGGCGUCCAUCUUUGUGUUCCUCCUGCCUCUGGCCAUUAUGCGCCUCGGGCUGAUGAUUGGCAACUGGGGCCAGCACGCGCUCGUGGACCGGGAUGAGCCAGAUAGCGACUACAGGUCGAGCAUCACGCUGAUCGAUGUCCCAAGCAACCGUCACUGUUUCAAUGACGGAUACCACACUUCGCACCAUCUCAACCCCAUGAGGCACUGGCGCGAGCACCCAGUGGCCUUCCUCAAGGCCAAGCAUACAUAUGCGUCGAACGGUGCCCUGGUCUUCCACGACAUCGACUACCUCUUCAUGACGGUCACGUUGCUGAGGAAAGACUAUGCGCGGCUGGCCGAGUGCAUGGUCCCUAUUGGUGAGAAGCAGAUCCGCAUGACGAUGGAGGAACGCGCGACGAUGCUUAGGAGGCACACGACUGCCUUCACGGAGGAGGAGAUCAAGGCCAAGUUCGGCAAUGCUGGUAAGACAGAGUGA
Diaporthe amygdali is the source of this 1362-nucleotide messenger RNA. RefSeq lists its product as uncharacterized. Bases 1 to 1362 code for a protein of 453 amino acids. Gene Ontology annotation, biological process: lipid metabolic process. The record is from RefSeq and is a predicted model, not a curated record. The transcript is spliced from 3 exons. Lineage: Eukaryota; Fungi; Ascomycota; Sordariomycetes; Diaporthales; Diaporthaceae.